CUCAGGCCGGACAGGGGCUGGCUGACCCGUUGGCGUCGCCUCAGCUCCCCCCGGCGGCGGGACCGGCGGGCUCCGGCGGGCGCGACUAAGGGGAGGAGACUGCGGGGGGAGGGUUAACAGUGCCCAAGGCCGUCGCAAGCCUCAGCCCGCCCCGGAGGAGGGGGAACCCGGCGGGCGGCUUAGUGCGUGCGAAGCGCGACAUGGCGGCGAGGCCGACAAGCCCUGGUGGCCCCGAAUGUACGGCGAAGGGGGCGGGGCUAGAACGGCCUUGACAACCAUUAGAUCGCCUCGGGCCGGGCAGCUUGGAGACUACAUUUCCCAGAGGGCCCCGCGUGCCGCGGAACGGAAGGGGAAGCGACUCGCGUGCAGUGCGCAGGCGUGAGAGCGUUCCCCAGGUUAUAUAAGAGAGGUGUGGGGGAGUCUUCGUUCUUUUUCGUCUUCGGCGCUCUCGUUUGUAUCUGCAGUGGCCUCUGCUUUACCCUUUGCCGUGCGGGCCCGGGAACCCGGGUUUGCUGCUGUGUGUGGGCAGCGCGAUCAGAGGGUACAGAAUGGAUCUCGGAGGAGGGGGUCGCUGCUGGGCCUCCAAGAGAACCCUCUGUAGAUACCUACAGCCUUCCGUCUCCUGAUCUCUGGCGUACUCUCUACACCAAUGUGGGGCUCAAACUCACAACCUAGAGAUCGAGUCACAUGCUCUACCAACCCAGCCAUCUAGGCACCCCACAGGUAGACGGUUGGCAGAAAGCAGACUUCGAUUGGACCAGGAAUGAGAUGUCGGUUGGGAGCCCUGUGAGCCACAGGGCAAUAGAUGGAUGCAGCCUGAUGUGCUUGGUUCAGUCUGUCCUGCAACAGGUCAUGUGUUUUCCAGUUCCCUCCGUGACCUACUUCCCUCUUUUAUGGACCUGCCCCUGCAGUAGUAAUGAGAGUAACAACGGCUACCGUGUAUCAAGCCCUUACUAUGAGUUAAUUGCAGUUCUUUACAGAUUUUGCCUGCCUCAGUCCUCAUUGUGGCACAAUUGCCAGGGAAGAUGGAGCGUGGGGUCCCUUCCAGGUCUUGCAGCUGCAGCCUGUGUCUGCAGGGGGCGCAGGGGGCACACAUUUCUCCAACUGGUGGGCGCAAAGCCUCCACCCUUGGGCAGGCAAGGGGGAAAAUGGCUUGUCGUGGCCUUGCAGAUAGGCAGAGCCUGUCUCCCACAAGACAGGCAGAUGAAGCCAGACCCUCGCCUCCCCAGCCUCACUGGCAGCUAAGGCAUGUGACCCAGUUCUGACCAACGAGACACAAAGGAAACGUGGCUGGAGGCAAGUGCCAUAGCAUCUUCUCAUAUACUUAUUAACAAUAGCAUGAUUUCAUGUAGUGAUCAGUUGGGGGAGGUGACCCACAGAAAGGCGCAGAAAAUCCAAAGGCCCAUGUGCUGCUGUAUCGUUAGAACAGUCCUUCUCGGACCUUGAUGUGGGCCUCUCCUUAAAAUGCGGAUUCUGGUUCAGCAGGUCUAUGGUGGGGCCCAAGAUUCUGCAUCCCUCCUUCCCUCCCGUCCUUCCAAGAUUUAUUCAUUUAUUAGACAGAGAGAAGAGGAACAGAAGGAGAAGGACAAGCAGACUCCACGCUGAGCACGGAGCCCCACAUGGGCCUCAACCUCACGACCCUAAGAUGAUGACCUGAACCGAAAUCAAGAGUCGGCUGCUUAACCAAAUGAGCCGCCCAGGCGCCCGAGAUUAUGCAUUUCUUGAGACCAAGUUAAUUUGCAUAUCAGGACCCCCCACAAAAACGGAGGCUGCCCUCGUGGUCCAGCCCAGGUCACAAGUCUAACCCCUAAGUCAGCCUGAAUUCAUAAGAAACACCUGUCAAGGAAAUGUAACACACACCAGCCACAGUCCUCCCGCUGUGCUUUAGCUAGCUUACCAUACCCUGCAAAUAGGGCCUCCUAGCCCAUCCUGUCAUUUCAAGUUGACUUUGCCUCUUUUAAGCUCUAUAAUACUCUUGUCCCAAAUCCUUCGGCAACAGUGUUCUACUGCUUGUCUUGUUUCCCCUUGGAUAACGGACAUCAGGCUUGUUACUAGAUUGUUUUAGUUUAUCAUUUGACACUAGGGAGCUCCCCGGGGUUACCAAUGCUGCUGGUUCUUGGACCACAAUCUGAAGAGCCGGGCAUUCCAUGCUUUUGAACACAAAUAGGAGAAAACCCAACUGUAUGUGAUUUAAACCAGAAGGAAAGACAUUCCCAGGAAGGUAGUUAGGGUUCGUUGAUCCAGCAGUUCGACAACCUCUUCAAGGACUCAAGCUCUCUCCCACUUUCCUCUCCGCUACCCUGGGCAGUUUGGGUUUAGUUCCCAGGCUUGUUGCCUCAGGUACACUGGACAGCUCCAGGGGCCAUGCCCAGCCGAGACUGGACUUUCAAAGGAAGAGGACAGCAACCCCUCCCACGCAUCUCUCUAUCAGUGAGAAAAUCUGUCCUAGGAGCCUCCCACUCCCACCCCAGGGCUGCUGAUUUGCACAAGCCAAGGGUACCAUUUUAAUAGCCUACCUGAACGCUGUCUGGGAAGCGCCGGGAGGUCUUCUCCUCGUACCCCUUGGCCAGAAGUGCAUCACGCGUCCAAGCCUAAACCUGCCAUUGGCAAGGGGAGAGGUCCUGCGAUUGGCUUAGACCUGUAGUCCUCAAAGGAAGGUAGCUGGAGCAGCAGUAUCCGGAUCACGUGGAAAACUUGUUAGAAAUGCACAUAAGAGGAUCCACCCCAGACCUACUGAAUUAGCAGGUGUGGGGGGAGGGGCAGCAACGUUUUCACGGGGCCUCCAGGUGAUUCUGAUGGACACUGGGUCAGCCCUAACUGCACAAUAAAGUCACCUGGGGAAACGCUUAAAAUUAUCUGCUCGAUAGGAAUCAGGGGAAUGGCUCCCUCUGGAGGUGGGCUGGGGUAUAGACUGGUCCUGGUCCCUGCCUCCCUGCCCCCCUCGCUUUAGGUUUUAGUACUGAGAGCCCCAUGUCCUGAAAAAACCCCUCAGUCCUGAACAAAUGGGGACAGUUUGUUCACCCUACCUCAAAGGGACCAUAUGGAACUUUUGGGGGAGGUUUUGGAAAUGUUCUGUGCCAUUACCUGAGUGGUGGCUAUGUGGGUGUAUACGUGUGUAAAAAACGCUAAACUAUUCAUUUAAAGUUAGUGCAUUUUACCAAAUGUAUGCUAUACUGUAAAAAAAAAUACAGAUGUCCAGGUCAUAUUCCAGAUCAAUUGAAUCAAAAUCUCAGCAAAAGAUCCCAGGUAUGAGAGUUAUGGAAAAAAGUCUUCAGGUGCUCCUAAUGUCCAAGUCAGGGUUGUGAACUAAUGUGUUCAAAUCACCAGAGGGUUUGUGAAAAGGAGGAUUCUGGCUCAGUAAAUCUGGGAUGGGCCCUGAGACUCUGCAUUUCCAACAAGCUCCCAGGUGAUGUUGGACCAUGCUCUGGGUAGUGAGAGCCAAGUUGAAUCAAAAUUUACCUUUUGGGGCGCCCGGCUGGCUCAGUCAGAAGAGUGUGCAACUCUUGAUCUCAGGGUCAUGAGUUCGAGCCCCACAUUGGGUGUAGAGACUACUAAAAAUAAGUAAAAACUUCAAAAAGAUUACCUUCUUGAUUUGGGAACAGAGAAGGGGGGCAUUUCCGUUGAACAUCUUGGUGCUGGAUAUGGAGGAGGAAAAAAGUUGGUAGGAGAGAUGGAUUAGCUGUGGGGUGGGGAAUUCUUGUGGUGUUAAAGGAACCAAUAUUUAGGGUAAAGUUAGGAAGAAUAGAAGGGCAUACAUGGACAACCACACAAACACAAGCUCAGACAGCUGUUUCCACCCCCAUCACAUGCCAAGAGGUCCAUGUUUGCCUGAGCUCUGGACCUAGCCAAGCCAGGGCUGAGAACCCUAGCCUGGGCUCAGCUUGCUUGUCCUAAAGUUACCCAGGAAGCUAUCCCUCUGGAGAAGCCAAGUGCGGCAGCCAGAGGUGCCCUGUCCUCUGCCCCACAGGCACUGUGGAAACUGAUACAGGGCUGCCAGUUGGUCAUCCAGAUGGGAAGUUGGCAGGGGGAGCCCAGUCUUGGGUAGAGAUUAAUGACUCCAUUAUCUUCCUGGGCAAUCAUCCUGUCCAGGCCCCAGUCCGGAAUAUAGAUAUAAGGUAUAAAUAAAGUCCCUGUUCUGAGGAGCACAUUUUUCAUUGUCUCUGGUUGGGAAUUGGCCCCUAGAAACCCUUGGCUCAAACCCAGGAGAUGACUUUGUUUGGCAGCACGACUUGGUUCAUCUGGGGGCAAGUGACAGGGCUCCUGAGCCCUGGGCUGAGGCUUGGGGUCAAAAGAUGUAUUUUCUUCUUUUUCUUAAACUCAGAAGCAUUAUAUGCUUGCUGCAAACAAAACCAGAAAGCUUCAUGUAAUGUAACAAGUGAUGGUUCUUCCCCCCCCUUCCCACUGCCUGAAAGUAAGUAUGGUUCAAUUGGUUAAUAUUCUUUCAAACAUGUCUUUGGUUGUUGGUUUUUCUUUUGAGUCAAUUUUUUUUUCUCAAUUUGCUUGAGGUAUAAUUGAAGUACACGAUAUGGCACAUAUUUAAAGUAUAUAAUUUGAUUAGUUUUGACCUAUGAAAACACCCAUGAGAUCUUCACCACAAUUAGGAUAGUGAACGUAUCCAACACCCUUCAUAUCGAUCAUCUACCCUUGUGCCUUUCUGCAGACCCCACACCCUCCCUCCCCUACUACUGACCUAUUUCUGUCAUUAGAAAUUAGUUUGCAUUUUCUAGAAUUUAUGUAAAUGGAAUCAUACAGUGCGUAGUCAUUUUUGGGGGAGUGGGGUCUGGCUCCUUUUAUUCAACAGAGUGAUUUUGAGAUCCAUCCAUUUGUUCCUUUUUACUGCUGAGUAAUGUGGAUGGACCACAAUUUGUUCUCCAUUUGUCUGUCGAUGGACUUUUUAGAUUGUUUCCAGUUUGCAGUGGUUACAAAUAAAGCUACUCUGAACAUUUGUGUACAAGUCUUGGUGUGGACAAAUGUUUUUGUUUCUCUUGGGUAAGUGCCUACGAGUGGAAUGGCUGGGUGGUAUCAUAUAUCACGUGGCAGGUGCAUAUUUCACUUCUCAGGAAAUUACCAAACUGUUUUCUAAAGUGGUUUACCGACUUUUACUUUC
Ailuropoda melanoleuca (giant panda) is the source of this 5107-nucleotide messenger RNA. RefSeq lists its product as uncharacterized. The coding region runs from base 688 to 1245 and encodes 185 amino acids. NCBI's taxonomy places the organism in Eukaryota, Metazoa, Chordata, Mammalia, Carnivora, Ursidae. The record is from RefSeq and is a predicted model, not a curated record. The transcript has 8 exons.